This is a messenger RNA of Melozone crissalis (California towhee), 1094 nucleotides long. RefSeq names its product striatin-4-like. Bases 1 to 1068 code for a protein of 355 amino acids. The transcript is spliced from 8 exons. Lineage: Eukaryota; Metazoa; Chordata; Aves; Passeriformes; Passerellidae. Gene Ontology annotation, cellular component: dendrite. Gene Ontology annotation, molecular function: protein-containing complex binding; protein phosphatase 2A binding; calmodulin binding. The record is from RefSeq and is a predicted model, not a curated record.
AUGUCCCCCCAGGUGGCGUCGCCGUCCCCGCGGCGCAGCUGGAGCCCGCGCCUGACGCUGCGCAGCCACUACGACGCCGUGCGGGCGCUGGCCUUUGUCCCUUGUCACCCGGCGCUGGUGACGGCGUCCGAGGACGCCACGCUCAAGCUCUGGAACCUGCAGAAGCCGCUCGUCCCCAAGAGGAGCGCGGCGCUGGACGUGGAGCCGGUGUACGCCUUCCGCGGGCACAGGGGCCCCGUGCUGGCGGUGGCGGUGGCGCCGGGUGACACGGGAGGUGACACCGGUGACAUCGGUGGCACCGGGCUGUGCUGCAGUGCCGGGGUGGACGCUCGGAUUCGCUGCUGGCGCCUCCCGGGGCUGGACAGCGACCCCUACGACGGCUACGACCCGCGGGUGCUCCGGGGGUUCCUCGAUGGUCACUCUGACGCCGUCUGGGCGCUGGCCUUCGAUGUCACCGGGCGCCACCUGGCCUCGUGCUCGGCCGAUGGCACCGUGCGCCUCUGGGACCCCCGCGGGGACAGCGGGGACAGCAACGGUGACAAUUGUCACACCUGUCCCUCACCUGUCCCUGUUUCAGAUCACGGUGUCCCCACGUCGGUGGCCUUUGUCCCCUCCCAGCCCGCCCAGCUCGUGGCCGGGUUCCGCUCCGGUGCCACCGUCCUCUACGACCUCGAGGCCACCAAGGCCACCCUGGUGUCCCCAAACGGCGGUGGCCGUGCCCAGGUGAACCAGGUGGUCGCUCACCCCUCGCAGCCGCUGACCAUCACGGCCAGCGACGACCGCGCCAUCCGCUACCUGGACAACCGCACAGGUGAGGUCGUGCACUCCAUGGUCGCUCACCUGGACGCCGUCACCUGCCUGGCCCUGGACCCCGGCGGAGCCUUCCUGCUGUCCGGCAGUCACGACUGUUCCCUGCGCCUGUGGCACCUGUCGGAGCACACCUGUGUGCAGGAGCUCCCCGCCCAUCGCCGCAAGCACCACGAGGCCGUGCUGGCCGUGGCCUUCCACCCGCGCCGCGCCCUCAGCGCCAGCGCCGGCGCCGACGCCCUGGCCAAGGUGUUCGUCUGACACACCUGGGCACACACCUGGGCACA